This is a messenger RNA of Gopherus evgoodei (Goodes thornscrub tortoise), 2478 nucleotides long. Its product is annotated as E3 ubiquitin-protein ligase TRIM71-like. The coding region runs from base 1 to 2478 and encodes 825 amino acids. The record is from RefSeq and is a predicted model, not a curated record. NCBI's taxonomy places the organism in Eukaryota, Metazoa, Chordata, Testudines, Testudinidae. The transcript has 4 exons. Gene Ontology annotation, molecular function: zinc ion binding; protein binding; ubiquitin protein ligase activity. Gene Ontology annotation, biological process: proteasome-mediated ubiquitin-dependent protein catabolic process; protein polyubiquitination.
AUGGCUUCGUCUUCCGAGGAGGACUUUCCGCGUUGCCCGCUAUGCCAGGAGCUGUGCGGCCCGACUCGCCGCCCGCAGAUCCUGCCCUGCCUGCAUGCCGUCUGCUGCCAGUGCCUGGAGGCGCAGCGCCCAGCCGGGGCCGCGUUCCCCGCGCCCGAGCUGCGUUGCCCCCGCUGCGAGCAGAAGGCGACGCUCCCGGAGCUGCCCUCCUCCAGCUUCCUCAUGGGCAAGCUGCAGGAGGCGGUGGAGGCCGUCGCCGAGGAGCAGAACCACAGCGGCGGGAGCCCCACUCCCCUCCCGCUGCAGCAGCGGGAGCGUUGGUCCAGCAGGGACUCGUCCCCCGCCUCCACCUCUGCGGCCUCCCCGGCCCCGGCCCCGGCCCCGGCCCCGACUCCCUACGGCGGGGGCGUCCUGGCCCCGCUGCUGCUCGGGUGGCCGCAAACCCGGCAGGACGAGCCCUCCUGCAGCUCCUGGAACGAGGGCAACGCUGCCACCUUCAGCUGCCUGGACUGGCCGGAGCUCCUGGGCGCCAGCUACAUGCAGGCGCCGCGGGGCGUCAGCCGCACCAUGGACCACGUCAUCGAGCGCUUCGGCCGGGCUCCCGACCCCGAGCCAGCCGCCCGGACACCCGCCGCCGCCGCCGCCGCCGCCGCCGCCGCAGCGCCCGACGGAAUCUUCGCCUUCUCGGACGGGGCCAGCUACUGCCAGCAUCACACUGACGAGGUGCCGCAUCUCUACUGUGACACUUGUUCUGUCCCCAUCUGCUGGGAAUGCAUCACGGGACCACAUGUGGGUCAUAACUUUCUCUACCUUCAAAGUGUCCUCCAGGAUUCUGGAACCCUCACCAUUCAACUGCUAGGAGAUGCUUAUCAAGGGCGCCAGGAUAUUAAGCUGAGUAUUGAACAGGUCCAAGCUGUGGCAGAGCAGGUUGAAAUGAAAGCAAAGACGCGACAGUCUGAAAUCAGAGCUAUGACAUGUCGACAUAAGAAGGCCCUGGAAAACCGGGAGCGUGAGCUGCUGUGGAAGGUGGAAAAGAUUAACCAAGUCAAAGCCAAGUCCCUUUACCUGCAAGUUGAAAAGUUGCGUCAGAAUCUAAAUAAACUGGACAACACUAUUAGUGUGGUUCAGCAGGUCCUAGAGAAGGGUCGUAGCACGGAUAUUUUCUUCGCUCGGGAUUGCAUGCUGGCUCAAGUGCAGGAGCUGAAGAAUAUGAGAGGCCUUCUACAGCCGCAGGAGGAUGACAGAAUCAUGUUCACUCCUCCUAACCAGGCUCUGUAUACAGCCAUUAAAUCAAUGGGGUGUGUCAGCAGUGGGGCCUUUGCUCCUCUGACCAGAGCCACUGGGAAAGGUCUCAAACGUGCACUACAGGACAAAGUGGCCUCCUUCGUAGUGAAAUGCUAUGACCAUGAUGGUGACCCAUGCCUUUCAGGGGGCGAUAUGAUCUCCGCAGUGAUGAUGGGUCCUGAUGGAAACCAGUUCAGCACAGGUGUCCAUGAUCAGCAGAAUGGAACCUACCUGGUCAAUUACAGACCACAGCAGGAGGGAGAACAUCUAAUCUCUGUCAUGGUGUACAACCGUCACAUAGAGAACAGUCCGUUCAAGGUCAUGGUAAAAUCUGGGCUCGGUUACGUUGUCAUUGACCUACCAGAGCUUUCAUUUGUCAGCGAGAAAAACAACAAUGGCAAGUGGUGUCACCCCUGGGGAGUUUGUGUAGACAGAGAGGGGUACAUUAUGGUGGCUGAUCGCAGUAAUAACUGCAUUCACAUGUUUAAGCCCUGUGGCAACUUUCAUCACAGAUUUGGCAUGUGGGGUUCUGCGCCUGGUCAGUUCGAUCAGCCUGCUGGUGUUGCCUGUGAUAUCUCGCAUAGGAUUGUCGUGGCUGACAAGGAUAAUCAUCGCAUCCAGAUCUUUACAUUUGAUGGGCAGUUCAUUCUGAAAUUUGGGGAAAAGGGAAACAAGAAUGGACAAUUCAAUUACCCAUGGGAUGUGGCAGUCAACACUGAUGGCAAAAUCCUGGUCUCCGACACAAAGAACCAUCGGGUUCAACUGUUUGGACCUGAUGGUGAGUUUCUGAAUAAAUAUGGCUUCGAGGGGGCACUCUUAAACCAUCUUGAUCAUCCCAGAGGUGUUACCUUCAAUCAAGAAGGCUACCUGGUGGUAACGGAUUUAAAUAAUCAUCGCCUUGUCUUUAUUGAUCCAGAUUUACAGUUGACACACUUCCUUGGGUCAAAAGGCACCAGCAACGGCCAGUUCCUGCGCCCGCAAGGCGUGGCGGUGGAUCAAGAGGGGUGCAUCAUUGUGGCUGAUUCUAGGAACCACCGAGUGCAGAUAUUUAAGUCAAAUGGUAGAUUUUUGUGCAAAUUUGGCAGUCAGGGAAGUGGCGUUAGUCAAAUGGACCGACCUUCAGGUAUAGCUGUCACCCCUGAUGGCAGGAUUGUUGUGGUUGACUUAGGAAACAAUCGAAUUCUCAUCUUCUAA